UCACCGAUGGCGUCGAGCUACAAACUGCGAGCCUCCACUUCUGCUUCUUCAUCAUCGUCAUCUGCUCAGUACAAAUACGACGUAUUCUUGAGCUUCAGGGGGGAAGAUACCCGGAAGAAGUUCACGGACCAUUUAUACGAUAAGCUGGAGUGGCGAGGAAUCAAAACCUUCAGGGAUGACCCAGACCUUGAAAGAGGUACAUCUAUCUCCCCUGAGCUCCUGGCCGCAAUUGAACAAUCAAGGUUCGCAGUGGUUGUCCUGUCGCCAAAUUACGCUUCUUCCAAGUGGUGCUUGCUUGAAUUGGUCAAGAUUGUUCAAUGCAUGGGUGACAGGGGGACGAUUCUGGCCGUGUUUUAUGAAGUGGAUCCCUCUGAUGUACGAUAUCAGAAGGGGAGCUUCGCAGAGGCUUUUGCUAAGCACGAAAAGGACUUGAACAGGGUGCAAGAGUGGAGAGAUGCUUUAACCAAAGUGGCUAAUCUCUCUGGUUGGACCUCAAAGGAUUACAGGUAUGAAACAGACCUUAUUAAAGAGAUUGUGGAAACACUAUGGAAGAAAGUGGAUCCCACAGUUGCAUUACCAAAGUCUGGGGCCUUAGAGAACUUAGUUGGAAUUGAUUCCAAGCUGAUGGAAAUAGAAUAUCUUUUAGGAACAGAAGAAAGUGAUGUCUUCAUUGGAAUAUGGGGUAUGGGUGGGAUUGGCAAGACAACCAUUGCUAGACAUGUUUAUCAGAAACUUUCCUAUCAUUUUGAAGUUUGCUUAUUUCUUACUGAUAUCAGACAACUUUCUGCAACACAUGGUCUAGUUCAUGUACAAGAACAACUCCUUUGUCAGAUCUUGAAGGAGAAAAAUGUUGAAGUACGAGAUGUAUAUGAUGGAAUGACCAAGAUAAAGAGGUGUUUGUUCAGUAAAAAGGUCAUUCUAGUUUUUGACGAUGUGAAUCAGUUAGACCAACUGGAACAAUUGGCCGGAGAAAAAGACUGGUUUGGUUCAGGAAGCAUAAUUAUUGUGACAACUAGAGAUCAGCAUCUACUAGACCUGCACGGCAUAAAGAAACAAUAUAAGACCAAGGGAUUAAAUGACUAUGAAGCUCUUCAGCUGUUCAGCUGGAAAGCAUUUAAGAAGGAUUAUCCUGAAGAAGGUUAUAGGGAAACUCUUAGAAGUAUCUUGGAUUAUUCCAGAGGCCUUCCAUUGGCUCUUAAAAUUCUGGGAUCUUUUCUGCACAAUAGAACUAGGGGUGAUUGGGAAAGUGCAGUAGCUAAGCUAAAGAAAGCUCCUAUUGAUCAAUUGCUGUUUAAAGCACUCAGAAUAAGUUAUGACGGAUUAGAUAGGGUGAACCAGCAAGUUUUUCUUGAUAUUGCAUGUUUCCUCAAGGGAAUUGACAAAGACCGAGUGAUUCAAAUACUAGAUAGCUUGUUUGGCUUUGACACGCGUGUCAUCAUAAGUGUUCUCGUUGAGAAAUCUAUGUUGACCAAUUUGGGCAACUGUGUGGAUAUGCAUGAUCUAGUACAAGAAAUGGGAAGGGAAAUCGUCCGUUUGGAGUCUGAGCACGAGCCUGGACAACGUAGUCAGUUGUGGCUUCGUGACGACAUCUUUCAUGUACUCAAAAAUAAUAUGGGAACAGAAGCAAUCAGAAGCAUAAGUAUAACCAUUUGCUUGCCUAAAGUGGAAGAGCUAGCUUGGGAUCCCAAUGCCUUCUCUAGGAUGUCUAAACUGAAGUUUCUCAAAAUGCAAAAUUUGGUUCUACGCCAAGGCCCUGAAUUUCUUCCUGAUGACAUGAGGGUUCUUGAAUGGACUUCAUAUCCUUCAAACUCUCUUCCUAUAAAAUUUCAGCCAGUGAAUCUUAUUGAGCUUACUCUGCAUCAUAGCAAAAUUCUUCACCUUUGGCAUGAAAUAAAGUACUUGAACAAGUUGACAAUUAUCUAUCUUAGUUACUCCGACAACUUGACAGAGACCCCAGAUUUCACAGGCAUUCCAAACCUUGAGAGGCUGGUUCUUGAAGGUUGUACGAAUUUAGUUUCCAUUCAUCCGUCAAUAUCAACUCUCAGAAGACUGAAGAACUGCCGAAGUAUUACGAGUUUUCCAGGUGAGUUAGAAAUGGAUUCUCUUGAACUACUUGAUCUUUCUGGCUGCUCAAGAGUGAAUACACUUCCACGACCUGUCAGAUCACUCAGAUGGACCCAAAAGUUAUCAAAACUUUGUUUGAGUGGAAUUGGCAAGAAAAAAGUUUCAUAUAAUUCAGUCCAUUCUCAUGGGCUGAGUCUUGUAUUGGCCUCUUUGAAACAUUUCUGCUACUUGAAAGCAUUACAUCUAAGUGACUGCAAAUUAGGUGAAGGAGCCAUUCCUGAUGAUAUUGGUUGUUUGUCCUCCUUGGAAAACUUGGAUCUUAGUGCAAACAACUUUAUCACUCUUCCUUCAAGCAUUAGUCGGCUAUCAGAGCUCAAGUGCUUGAAUUUGGCCGAUUGCAAAAGGCUUGUACAAUUGCCAUGUCUUCCAUCCUUUUGUGGCGCAUGUUGUGUGACUGCAGACAACUGUAUAUCCUUAAAAAAGGUUCCAGAUCCACCAGAGUUGUGCAGAUUAUGGAAGCUAUCCUUCAAUUUUAUUAACUGUCAUAGCCUCAAAGAUGGAGGAAUUGAAGAUGGAGGAAUUGAAGAUGGAGGUGGUGGUAUUGAAGAGGAUAGCGAAGAUGAAAGCUUACACUGUUGUUCUUGUUUUGAGUUCAACAACAAACUUUAUCUUACGAAUUAUUGUGAUUUUGAUGAAUAUGUUACAUGUUAUAAUGAUCUGGCGAUUGAUGAUGGAGGCAUUGAUGUUUAUGGAAGCUCUGGAGAUUAUGGAUUCACUUCUUACAUUAUAUAUUCAUAUCUACAGCGGUUCCUUGAGGAACCCCCUCCCUUUUUCGAGGUGUUCAGUAUUGUGGUUCCUGGAGAUCAUAUUCCUCGUUGGUUCAAAAAUACUAGUGUUAGACACUCCCCACUGAGACAGGCGCCACCAGAUUGUUCAUCAUGUAGUAGUAAGUGGAUCGGCUUUGCUCUCUGCGUUGUUUUUGGGGCUGACGAAAAUUUGGAUUCCCUUGGUGACGAUCAUGCAAACACAAUUUCGUGUUCUUGGAAGCCUGGUCUUUUUAUACCCGCCAGUUUUAGUUUUCAUCUAAAACAAGUUAUUCAGUAUGAUCACCUUUGUCUAUUCCUUCUGCCUCCAGAACAUACUAAUUUAACAGAUCCAAAAUUCAUCAAAUUCCUCUUCCAAGCUGGCACAGGCUUGAAGAUGAAGAAGUUUGGUGUCCGUACUCUGUACAAGCAAGAAGUAAAAGAACUCGAGUUAAGGAAGAGGCGAUACGAGGAACGUAGUUUUGAUUGUCAUUGGAGAUCUGAUGUGCUGGAACCUCUGUUCAGUCGUGUAGAGGGAAAUAAGUGGACAGUGUAAGUGUUCUAGUUUUUUAACCUGAGAUGAGGAAC
Messenger RNA from Argentina anserina (silverweed cinquefoil), 3455 nucleotides. RefSeq names its product disease resistance protein RPV1-like. NCBI's taxonomy places the organism in Eukaryota, Viridiplantae, Streptophyta, Magnoliopsida, Rosales, Rosaceae. Gene Ontology annotation, biological process: defense response; signal transduction. The record is from RefSeq and is a predicted model, not a curated record. Gene Ontology annotation, molecular function: ADP binding.